AUACGAUACGAUUCUAUGUACUCAAGCAAUUAUUUUUAUCAAAACAUUAACAAAUUAUCAUCUUAUCGACCCUUACCAACAAUAUUCGCGAUCUCUGGAUAUCAGUGUUAAUUACUAUGACGUCACACGACCCUAACAUGUGCAUAUUAUGACAAUUUUGCAAUGCAAACUACUUAGUUUGUUGUCUAGCUAAUUUUAGCUAGUUUCAUAGCAUGUUUAUCUCUCCAAGCGUGGAAGUGCAGUGUUUUUCAAUACAACAUGGAUAGUAGUAGUGAAACAAGUGAUAAAAAAGUGGAGGAAGAACAAAGAAAGGAGUUGGCGCCGCAUCAGAAAAUUUGUCUAGUUUGUGGCGACAGAGCGUUAGGAUAUAAUUUCAACGCGAUAUCCUGCGAGAGCUGUAAGGCGUUUUUCCGUCGCAACGCAUUAACUAGUAAGGAAUUUAAAUGCCCUUUCUCUAAUAACUGCGAUAUUACUGUUAUAACUCGACGGUUCUGCCAGAAAUGCCGCCUAGAAAAAUGCCUGGCUAUUGGCAUGGUGAAGGAGUUUAUCAUGUCAGACGAGGACAAAGCAGAAAAGCGAAGGAAAAUAGAAGAGAAUAGAGCUAAGAAAAGACAGCGGGACCCGGACGAGGAUAUAAGUAGUUCGAAAAACUUUAAGCGGGAUGAUGAUGGUAGAAGCAAUUUUACGCCCCAAGAGUCUGUGAUACAAUAUGACGUCCUUAACAGUACUACGUGUAGUCCUAACAGUACGGUACAAUCUCCAUUGAGCAAUGAGGUUGAUUCGUUAAGUUCGCCUCCGGGCUACGGGUCAUAUGUACCGGUGCAGAGCGCAGAUCACCCGUACACGAUGAAGGUGUACCCAAUGGAUGAGAAAACUCAAUACGAUCCGAGGAUGAUCGAGUCAUACAAUAUGUGUGAUAGUAUGAUGUCUAUUGAGAGUACUAUGUAUGAACAGCCAAAACAGAAUAGUAUAAGGUCAAUAUUAACAAACGGCGACGCAAUCAACCGGGAAGCGAAGCCGCUACACAUGUGUGAAGAGCUGCCGUCCACAAGCACUGAUCCGGAUAUUAAUAAAGCUAGGGAUAUACUGCAGGAUGUGGAAAGAAUAGAGCCAAAUUCCAUGGAGUCCAUAUUAUGCGAGGCGAUAAAACUGGAAUUCGAAGCAUACACCUCCGUUAACAACUGCAGCGGGUCAUCCAGAGAACUUAAUGAGGUGGAGCGAGCAAAGCUAAACGAGCUUAUAGUAGCAAAUAAGGCUCUAAAUGCACCUAUAGAUGACGACAUGUCACAACUUAUAGCUGCCGACUGUACUUCCAACCUCAAGGACGGUGACGGAGUACACGACCCGCGUCUAGUAACCAUUGUGAACCUUACGGCCAUAGCAAUAAGGAGGUUCAUCAAGAUGGCCAAGAAAAUCAACGCUUUUAAAAAUAUGUGUGAAGAGGAUCAGGUGGCGCUUUUAAAAGGAGGUUGUAUAGAGAUGAUGGUGCUGAGAAGUACAAUGACAUAUGACGGCCAAAUGAAUCAAUGGAAGGUAAGCCUAACUAUCACUUUUGGAGACCACAAUAUGGGUGAUGGCAAAGGCGGUCCAAGCGGGGAGAGUGCAAACGCAGUACCACAAGCGAAUGUGCAAGUCAUGCAACCGGCCGCGCAGCCGUCUCUGGAAUUUUCCACUGACCCGUUAUCCACUGGCGCCGACACAUUCCGCGUCGGACUAGAUCACGAGUACGCCGCUGAGGUGAAGGACGUCAUUGUCAACCCGCCGGCGGAGGGCAAAUAUGAGAAGCUGAAGGCAGAGCUGAUCUCAAGGCUGUCAGCGUCCCGAGAAAAGGAACUGAAGAGGCUGUUGGUGCAUGAGGAGUUAGGUGAUCGCAAGCCAUCCCAAUUCUUGCGUCAUCUUCAGCAUCUAGCAGGCCCGCAGGAAGCGAUCUCUGUGUUUUUCCGCACUCGGCUCUUCGUGAACAUCGACCCAAAAGCAAGUAUGAACUGUUCGCCGCGAAUGGAUCUGUAA
Messenger RNA from Leguminivora glycinivorella, 2010 nucleotides. It is a transcript of the gene Hr96, whose product is annotated as nuclear hormone receptor family member nhr-8. Gene Ontology annotation, biological process: cell differentiation; positive regulation of transcription by RNA polymerase II; negative regulation of transcription by RNA polymerase II. The transcript is spliced from 9 exons. NCBI's taxonomy places the organism in Eukaryota, Metazoa, Arthropoda, Insecta, Lepidoptera, Tortricidae. The record is from RefSeq and is a predicted model, not a curated record. Bases 259 to 2010 code for a protein of 583 amino acids. Gene Ontology annotation, molecular function: RNA polymerase II cis-regulatory region sequence-specific DNA binding; nuclear receptor activity; zinc ion binding.